Gorilla gorilla gorilla (western lowland gorilla) is the source of this 1049-nucleotide messenger RNA. Its product is annotated as coactosin-like protein. The transcript has a single exon. Lineage: Eukaryota; Metazoa; Chordata; Mammalia; Primates; Hominidae. Gene Ontology annotation, molecular function: actin filament binding. Gene Ontology annotation, cellular component: actin filament; cortical actin cytoskeleton; site of polarized growth. Bases 1 to 375 code for a protein of 124 amino acids. The record is from RefSeq and is a predicted model, not a curated record. Gene Ontology annotation, biological process: regulation of actin filament polymerization.
AUGGCCACCAAGGUUGACAAAGAGGCUUGCUGGGAGGCCUACAACCUGGCGCGAGACGACGGCUUGGCCGUCAUCUGGGUGACUUUUAAAUAUGAUGGCUCCACCAUCGUCCGUAUCGGGCAAGGAGUGGAAUACCAGCACUUCAUCCCACAGUGCACAGAUGAGAUCUGGUUGCUUGCCUUCGUGUGCGUCACCACGAGGGAUGCCACCCUCAUCACGUGGAUCGGCGAGAAUGUCAAGACCCUGGUGAAGGAGGUCAUACAGGAUUUCACUAAGGAGUUUGUGAUCAGUGAUCAGAAGGAGCUGGAGGGAGAUUUAAUGAAAAGCGAACUGAAGAAGACUGGGGGAAUCAAUUACAACGCCCAGAUGGAGUAACCCCAGCUUCCCCACUGCCCCUUGCCAAAGUCAUCUGUCUGCUCCCCGGGGAAGGGGCCCUCCGGCCUCAGCUACCAACCCACCAGCCCACCAGGGAGAAAAGAAUCCAUGAGAGGCAGUGCCCGCCACCCUGUGUCCACAGCCCCCACCUUCCUGCUUCCCUUAGAACACUGCUGUGUCUUAUCUCAUGAAGCUUGUGGAACCCCUUUCUUUGAUUUUUUUCUUUUCUCCCCCUCUCUUUUGUUCUAAAGAAAAAUUAUUUUGAUGCAAGGUCCUGCCUGUCAUCAGAUCCGAGGUGCCUCCUGCGGUAACCCCUUUUCCUGGCAUUUCUCUUACACAUAAUGAGGCUGCCUAGUGGGAUCUGUGCAACCUCAUGUUGCUUCUGGAGCCUAGAUUUAUUUUGCCAUCUCAGUUUUCUUGGGUCCCCCUUCCUGUUUACCACUGAGGGGCAGCUGGGCCAGGAGUGGCACCUGGUGACUGCAGCCUUCAUAAGCACACAAGUCCAUUCCUGUAGUCAGUCCCAGACCUCCUGGAGUCUGCCCCGGGCUCCCUCAUCCCACCUUCAUCCAGAGUUGCCUAAGUUGCAUCUCCAGCAAACACAGGAUUGCUCAGUGGUGAGAAGGUUAGGUCUGGCUCUGAUCGAAUAAGAGAUAAAAUUUGCCUUAAAACUUGCC